AUGUUUGACAAGAAUGGAUAUGCUAAGGAAGCUCAUAGACAUAACCUUGCAAUGGAGAACCUAACAGCUGAAAGAGAGAAGUACCUUGAGGAAGUCACUGAUAGAAGAAAUAGAAUUGCCCAACUAAAUUCAGAACUAGCUGAAGCAAAUAGGGAUAUUAAUUCAACGAAUAAGUCAUUAGAACUCGUUAGAAGAAUCAAUGAGUUAACACGUAAGGCUAUGCCAAGAAAGCCGCAGUUGAGCAAUCACUACAAACCUAGCUCCGAGAUGGAAGAAUAUAUGGCAAUCUUUGGUUUAAUCACAGGUGGGGUGGUUGGAGGGGCAUCUUAUUUAAUGCUAUAAAAAAUACCGUAAAAAUUUUCACAUAUAUAGUAUAUAGAAAUGGAUUGGCUUCAAAUGGUAACACCUGAGGAAGUGGUGGCUCUAGGAAAAAGAGUGGACACUAUAGAAGAGUUAGAAGCCGCAGUUAAAAAGUAUGUGGAACUAAGAAUAAUAAGCAGACGUUUAAAUACACCACGAAAACCGGCAAGAAAUUUUUACACUAAUAGUAUAGGGAAAUGGAAUGGUUAAUAAUGGCAACGCCUGAGGAGAUAGUACGUGUAGGUAAAAAGGCAAAUACAAUGGAAGAGUUAGAGGCUGCUGUAAGGAAGUACGUAGAGGGUAGAAUAAAGAUAAAACAUACAUAUGAUCCAGUAUGUAGCGAAUGUGGUAGUAAGUCUAUUGUAAUAAUAGAUGGAGCAGAUACAUGCACACAGUGUGGUACUAGUGAUAUGAAUAACUUUACAUACUAUGUUAGUUACAACCACAACAAGGAUGACUACCUGAAAAAGAAGUCUUGUCAUAAUAGAGUCCGUUGGUUUGAGAGACACUUGUUCGAACAUGUUGCUUCUAGGGAUAGGGACACCAUAAGGGAGCAGUUUAGAAGCAUCGUAAGAUGUAUACAAAGACUUAGACUGCAAAGGGGGCGCAACAUAGUUAGAUACAAGUUUUACCUACUGAGGAUAGCCAGCAUGAAUGGUAUUACCUUAAGAAACCCUCCCGAGGACAUUAAGACUCAGAGAAUUGUGAACAUACUCGAGAACAGGUUGUAUGGAAAAGUUUUUGUUGAUCUUGGAUGGAAACCUGAGAAAUGUAAAUAUUAUGAUAACUGGAAAGUUAGGAAUACUUAA
Messenger RNA from Paramuricea clavata, 1169 nucleotides. The record is from the annotation of a GenBank genome assembly. Lineage: Eukaryota; Metazoa; Cnidaria; Anthozoa; Malacalcyonacea; Plexauridae.